AUGGGCAAUCAAACGGCGCGAGAAUUAUCCGCGCACAAAAAACACGUUAUCCACACCUGGGCUACGAUCUACAGUCAUGAGCCGCAACUGCUCAACGAAGCCAUCAGGUAAUUGAUUGCAAUCCACUCUCAAAAGAAUUUCCACCUAGUAGUGCGUAUUCUCAGCCAAAGGAAUUCUAAUAUCGUCCCAAAACUUAUUUUUCUACUCACUCCCAUCUAUUUAUGUAAAAGUAGAUUGAUUGAUUGUUGACGUGUGGAGUAGGAAGCUUGUCAUCGUACGUCAUUCUUUCCUAACGACUUCAGGGAAGAUUCCCAUAGAAAUCUUUUUCUUCUCACGAAACGUAUAUUGCUGAUAAAUCAAAGAAUGAAAAUUAUUAUACAAAAAGAUUUUGAAAAUUUUUUUUCCCCUACUGAAAAAAACAGAAUUUAUAAUUGGAAGGUCUUAAGUAGCGCAGGGUAUUGCCUUACCUAAUAGGCCGAUGUCAACAAGUGAAAAUGACAUUGCAUUUAAAAACAACUUUGAAAUUCAAUGACUUCGUAAAUAACGUUUAAAAAAUAAAAAGUACUUUCCAUAUUUCUUAUCCUGAAAAAAAUCGGAAUCAAAUUUCCACCGGAAUCAUCUCACUUUGUUACGUAAAUACUUGAAAUUCAACGAUAUGGGAUACGACCAGAAUAAUUUUGCAGCGAAGCAUGGCUUAAGUCUGCAGAGCUAACACCAACAUGGGUUUGGGCAUUGGUAGAUCUACCAGAAACGAUGCACUCAAUCCACAAGGAAAACGCACAAUUUGUCAAAAUUAUCAGCCAGGUUUGUACUUUCCUCAUGCGUACUUUUUAAGACAAAAUAAGAAAGAAAAAAAAAAUACUUCGGCUUUGGAAGAUGAUUUAGUCACCAUUUAUUCUUGAAGCUGUAUUUCUAACGAAAAAAAUAAUAAGAACAAGUUUAUAUAGGUUCGCGACUUCCUACACAUUCUGAUAAAAGUGCACAAGUGUGAUCCGGAGAUGAUUAAAACGCUUGCCUUCCGUUUGGGAGCUCGACAUCGGUAAGGGUGUGAAUUAGUUCGCACAAAAACAGAUAUUCAAGAGUAGAAAUGAAAGACUGUAACUCAAAGGUUACAGUCACUAUAUGAACGAAGGCAACGACAACUCCUAUUGGGCGCCGUUUGCCCAACAGCUUCCACUUUCGAUCACCAAGACCUACAUGAACGUCGUUAACAACGAUAAUAGGUGGGUAAGGAAAAUGAUGAAAUUGAGGUGAGGCAAACAGUGAAAAGAAGGUUGUAGGCUCCGAAAGAUUCUGCGGAUUCGUUCACGAACAGAUAAAACUGAAGAAGAAGAGGUGUGCGAGUCAUGGCGGCAGUUCAUGUGCAUGAUAAUCGAGUCCAUGAAGCGUGGUUACGAAGGUUGCGCGUCUGAGAAAACUCCGCUCCGGUUGAGUAUAACCAAGUGAGGUCUUUUCACGUUGAAUUCGUUCCAAAUGGGCAAUCUUUUCUGUUUUCUCGAAAAAAAGGAUUCUUAAAAAAACUACUUUCUUUGCGCUUUCCGAAAGACAGGAUAAACUUGGCAGCUCGAUAAUCUCAAUGGCAUCGCUUCGAUCCACAAGAAGCAGAUCUGCGUCGCACUUCCUGGAGCCCCACGUCUCGCCGGCCAUCGGUUUGUCCCCAGAUAGACACUCCACCAACAGGCUCGCUGCACGUAGAAGCAUUAGAUGAAUCACAAGCACUGCAUAUUCACUCGCACCAUUGUACCGUUCACUCGUAAUAAAUUUUUUACACAUUUUAUCGCUUUUUUGUUUGUUUUGCUUUUGCUUUUUUUUCAAAGUCAUGCACCCAGUCGCACACAGCCUUAACCAAACCAACUGCAGCGCCAGUUUGUGCCGCCACGAGUCCUUCCUCCCCAAUGACGCCCUACCGCGACCGCAACAUUUUCCGCACAUCCUUUCACAGACAUAAUCAAGACAGAACGACCAUGAGGUAAGAAGCAUAAAAGAAAACUUUCACUUCAAAUAUUAGAAAUCUAUCAAAGUCCAUGUUUUCGAACUACCUGAGCAAUACCAUUUUUUGAGACUUUUAAUAAAAUUAUCAUAAUCAUCUAAAAAAAAAUCAACAACUUUUUCUAUAUCCGGUGUACCGUAACAAAACCUGAGGUUUCGUAACCUUUAUACGAACUAGUUAAUGGGACAUGGGCUUUUCUAUAGAUAAUGGAAUAAGAAUAUUUGUCGACUCUUUUUUUUUUAAUGUCCAUUAUGUUUCCUCUCGUUCCAUUAUACUGUCUUUUCAGAAAAAGAAAGCUAUAAAAAUGAAUACAUUGAAACGUUUUUUUGUCUAAUGAGAAAGGCAAAGUAAAAAAAAGGUACAGCGAAAUCUCAUUAUUUUUCGACUUUUCUGAUAUUAUUCUCAAACAGGAAAAAUAAUGAAACAAGAAAAAUUCACAGUAAAAAAAGAUGGAAACAAUUUGUUAGAAAACAUUUUUUUCGCGAAAGUCCCACGUCUGGUGAAAAGCAAAUUAUGAUUUUCCUUAUUGAUAAUCAAUCUUUUUUUCGUGGACCUUUUUUUAAGAUCCUUUAAGACACCGCGUCAUCCACUCAGUUUCGAAAAGCUAUUAUACUGAGCAUCCAAAAAAAAACCAUUUUAAAAUAAGUCUAACAACUAAAAAGUUCGUGAUUCAGAAGACAAUCGACCCCAAACCACCCCUCAUCGCUGCUCAACAACUCGGAUCGUCAGCUGCUGCGACUGACGCAGAUCAACGAACGCGCCAUGGCCAACCGCGGAGCACAAGAUCAGCGGCGCUCCCUCACUCUUCUACCGUUUCAUACAUAA
Caenorhabditis auriculariae is the source of this 2815-nucleotide messenger RNA. NCBI's taxonomy places the organism in Eukaryota, Metazoa, Nematoda, Chromadorea, Rhabditida, Rhabditidae. The record is from the annotation of a GenBank genome assembly.